Messenger RNA from Polistes dominula (European paper wasp), 468 nucleotides. It is a transcript of the gene crp, whose product is annotated as transcription factor cropped. Lineage: Eukaryota; Metazoa; Arthropoda; Insecta; Hymenoptera; Vespidae. Gene Ontology annotation, biological process: regulation of transcription by RNA polymerase II. Gene Ontology annotation, molecular function: RNA polymerase II cis-regulatory region sequence-specific DNA binding; DNA-binding transcription factor activity, RNA polymerase II-specific; protein dimerization activity. The record is from RefSeq and is a predicted model, not a curated record. Gene Ontology annotation, cellular component: nucleus.
CAGAAGGCGGAGGAGGAGGAGGAGGAAGAAGAAGAAGAAGAGGCGGAAGCGACGUUUUCUCGCGUCUACCGCGACAACGGCGGCUGCUGCUGGGAGCUUGUUGAGUCGCGGACCGGGAUUCUCGGUGCGCUUCAAGAUAUGUCAGUUUUUACAACUGACGAUCGAAUUUUGCUUGAAGAAAUCGUCGAAACAAAUACCGAAGAACACGAGGUUGAACUCUGCGGUAGCAUCGAGAAAGUGGAGGAGAGCUCGGUGACGAGUAGUAUAGCGGCCGUCGAGGCCGCAGAUAAUCAGCAACAACGACAACAAUCGAAGAGUAACGCGGUAGCAGCAGGUCGUCGCCUAGGUGGUGGUGUCGGUUCUGGUGUCGGUGGUGUUGGUGUUGCUUGUAGUGCUGGUGCUGGUGCUAGUGCUGGUGCUAGUGCUGGUGCUGGUGCUGGUGGUGGUGUUGGAGGUGGGCCAGGAGGU